GUCCCACUGGAAACGUCUCCCGUGUGCGCUGCUGUGGCCGUUAGAACGUCCCAGGGUCCCGCUCACAGCUGACUUCUCUCCUCCUUUGUCCCUGCUCGGCAAAGAUACAAAGACUUUGAAGAUGAGGGUGUGGAUCGUCUUCCUCCUGUGCCUGGCUGGCCACGCCAUGGCUGCUCCUACUGAGGACGAGCCCAUCGUGGAAGAGCUGGUCACCGAAGAGCCAGUUGUUGAGGAUCUCGAGGUGGGGGUCAACCCGGUACAGGUUGAGAUCGGAGAGUUCGACGAGGCCAUUGACAUCGCAGAAGAAGAAGAGGAAGAGGAGGUCACUACCGAGAAUCCCUGCCUGAACCACCAGUGCAAGAAGGGCAAAGUGUGCGAGGUGGAUGAGAGCAACACCCCUAUGUGUGUGUGCCAGGACCCCUCCACCUGCCCCACUCCCGAGGGGGAGUUUGAGCAUGUUUGCGGCAGCGACAACAAGACCUUUGACACCGCCUGCCACUUCUUCGCCACCAAGUGCGCGCUGGAGGGAACCAAGAAGGGCCACAAGCUGCACCUGGACUACAUCGGGUCCUGCAAAUACAUCGAGCCCUGCAUGGACAUCGAGCUGAGCGAGUUCCCCCUGCGCAUGAGGGACUGGCUGAAGAACGUCCUGGUGACUCUGUACGAGCGCGACGAGGACAACAACCUGCUCAACGAGAAGCAGAAGCUCAGGGUGAAGAAGAUCUUCGAGAACGAGAAGCGGCUGCAGGCCGGCGCACACUCCCUGGACCUGCUGGCCCACGACUUUGAGAAGAACUACAACAUGUACAUCUUCCCCGUGCACUGGCAGUUCGGCCAGCUGGACCAGCACCCCGUCGACGGGUACCUGACCCACACGGAGCUCUCCCCCCUGCGCGCCCCCCUCAUUCCCAUGGAGCACUGCACCACCCGCUUCUUCGAGCAGUGCGACGCCGACAACGACAAGUACAUCGCCCUGGAGGAGUGGGCCCGCUGCUUCGGCAUCAAGGAGCAGGACGUGGACAACGACCUCAUCGUCUAAGCGGACAGCGGACUGGUGGUCGGCGCUGACGGGACGAGGUGCUGAUCCCUAAGUUAAAAACAAAAAUCACAGUUACGGUGCUAAUUGCAAAUUCUUUUUUAUUUCUUUUUUUAAAAUCAUUUCUUGCCUAUACCACUAAAAAAGAAGAAAAAGAAGAAAAAAAGCUACAAAGGAGAAAUGUGCACAGCCUGUACUAACCAUCGUUGAAUUCUCAGUAAAGAAAACUAAAGACCUCUGAUGUAAACGUGUUGUUGACAAUAGUUUACUGACAAUAGUUGAUUAAGUGUUUGUUCAGGACUUCAAUUGAAAAUCAAUUGAAGAUCAAUUUGAGACGAAAUGUAACGAGGAAAAUAAAGUUUCUAAAUAAAUGCUCCCUCUGCUUGCUUUCUACAAACGACCCGUUAGUUUCUGCACUCUUUGUCUCUCGGUGUCAUUGUGUUUUCUUUUGUGGUUAUUGGAUCUUUGGACUGCUGCUUUAAGAGUUGUUAAUUUUUAUUUUCCAUACAGAUUUCCGUGUCCCAGACGAGGACACGCGUGUACUGACAUUUGAACCAAUAAAGAGGAUAUAUUGUUUGGAAUCUUUCCACAA
Messenger RNA from Pungitius pungitius (ninespine stickleback), 1628 nucleotides. RefSeq names its product secreted protein, acidic, cysteine-rich (osteonectin) (gene sparc). Gene Ontology annotation, molecular function: extracellular matrix binding; collagen binding; calcium ion binding. The record is from RefSeq and is a predicted model, not a curated record. Lineage: Eukaryota; Metazoa; Chordata; Actinopteri; Perciformes; Gasterosteidae. Bases 122 to 1039 code for a protein of 305 amino acids. Gene Ontology annotation, biological process: anatomical structure development. The transcript is spliced from 10 exons.